AUGACGGACUCAACAGCCUCAGAUUGGGUGAACACCAUCCCGGAUCCAAUUAUUGUCGAUCAGUCGACUGUAAACGGCCAGUGCGACCCGACACAUCAACUGUCACCCAAAAUCAACAGCCACCCUAAAUUUAAGAUGGACCAGGAGAUGAAAAUUAGCGAUAGCGUGGAGGGGCAAGGCUUACUGGAGAGCAGCAUGAGGCUGAAGCCCCACGAAGCUCAAAGAUACCGCAAGAAAGCGUUGUGGGUCUCCUGGGUUUCCAUCUUUGUGACGCUGAUCCUGGCAGUAGCAGCUUUCACUGUUUCCUUCAUGAGACACAGUGCCUCGGCUUUCGGCUUCGCUUUUGAUGCCGCCCUGGACGUGCUGUCCUCCAUCAUCGUGGUGUGGCGUUAUAGUAAUGCUUCCGCCGUUCACUCUGCACACAGGGAGUACAUAGCCUGUGUGAUCCUGGGUGUGGUCUUCAUCCUGUCCUCCCUGUGUAUCCUGGGAAAGGCAAUCCAUGACCUGGCUACCAAGCUAAUGCCUGAAGUGGAUGACUUCCUCUUCAGUGUGUCCAUCGUCAGUGGCGUGAUGUGUGUCAUUCUGGCCGUGGUCAAGAUCAUGCUGGGUAGGGUGCUCACCAGCAGAGCCCUCACCACAGACGGUUUCAACUCCCUGGUGGGCGGGGUCAUGGGCUUCUCCAUCCUAAUCAGUGCCAAGGUGUUCAAGCACGAUCCCAAAGUGUGGUACCUGGACGGGGCCAUAGGGGUCCUGAUAGGCCUCGUCAUCCUGGCCUACGGGGUCAAGAUCCUAAACGAUCUCCAAAUGAAGGAAACAAGUAAACUAAAGUUGCAGGUGUGUGUGUUGCUCUGUCAAGAGCUAUAA
Molecule: messenger RNA, 864 nt
Organism: Oncorhynchus masou masou (cherry salmon)
Lineage: Eukaryota; Metazoa; Chordata; Actinopteri; Salmoniformes; Salmonidae
Product: transmembrane protein 163a-like
Exons: 8
Coding region: 1-864 (287 amino acids)
Cellular component (GO): synaptic vesicle membrane
Molecular function (GO): zinc ion binding
Source: RefSeq, a predicted model, not a curated record